Messenger RNA from Ctenopharyngodon idella (grass carp), 2782 nucleotides. Its product is annotated as ephrin A4. Lineage: Eukaryota; Metazoa; Chordata; Actinopteri; Cypriniformes; Xenocyprididae. The transcript has 5 exons. The record is from RefSeq and is a predicted model, not a curated record. Gene Ontology annotation, molecular function: ephrin receptor binding. Gene Ontology annotation, biological process: ephrin receptor signaling pathway; axon guidance. Gene Ontology annotation, cellular component: plasma membrane. Bases 506 to 1114 code for a protein of 202 amino acids.
UUGCCCAGAAACGCACUCCAGUCACUCCUAAUCACUGUCAACUAUCAACGGCCGUGAUUGAGAGCGUCCCGCGACUACAAACAAUUGUCUCUUCUUUUCAUGAGAAGUUUGGAGUUGUUGUCAAACUUGGACCCUAUAAGUCAACACUGGAUUUACAUUUGAAGAAAAGAUUUUUUAUGUCAGCGUAAAGUGGAAUACUUAUCAAAUCUUCACAAGGAAAUACUAAACGUCACAAGGAAUCGCAAGAAUGUUUCUGUAUGAACUUGUCGCACACGUCAAGAUAUGUUUUGUGACUUUAUAAACAAAAACAUGCAGCUUCUUGUUGCAUUUAGUAAGCAGAACAUGUCUCUCUUGUAAAAACGUUCAGAGGACGACUUGGGAAUUGUGUUUCUCUUCUAUCCCAGUAAAAUUCUGCUGUUUUUUGUUUGUUUUACUCAAAACUGAAUCUAACCUCAGUUUAAACUCGUUUCAUCAUCGGCCCACAAGGGCUUGGUCGACUUCAGUCAUGAACGUGCCAAGGUGCUCUGGAGUUUGCUCUAUGGUGAGACUUCUGGCGCUGCUUAUACAUGUUUUGUCAACGACAGCAAAGAGACACGUUGUAUACUGGAAUUCUACAAACACACGGUUAACAGGAGAUGAUUACUCUGUCCAGGUCAAUCUGAGUGAUUAUCUGGAUAUACUGUGUCCCCACUAUCCUGCCGACCACCCGACGAGCGGCCCUGUGGAGACUCUGGCUCUCUACCUGGUGGCAGAGCACCAGUUCAGGGGCUGCGUGGAGACUAAAGAUGCCAUUAAGAGAUGGGAGUGUAACCAGCCGUACGCUCCCUAUGGCCCUGUCAGAUUCUCUGAAAAGAUCCAGCGCUUCACACCCUUUUCCCUGGGCUUUGAAUUCCUUCCUGGACACCAUUACUACUAUAGCUCACUAUCCACAGACGAUGGACCCCCUCUCCCCUGUAUGAAACUACGAGUCACUGUGUGCUGUCCACCGACAACAGCUGGAUCAUCAAGACAAGAAGCCACAGAGAGACCAUCACAAAGCAGAGCUGUCCAUUCUGUGACAGUCGGACGACUUUCUCUCCUCCUCAUCCCUCUCCUCUUGCAUUAUUUCCUCUAAUAUCUCUUCUUAAAGCAGAAAACCUAAAAACAAAUGCUCUGUUGCAGCAUAUAUUCCUCCAUAACAGUUUGCAUUACAGUAAAUGCUUGUUCUAUGUCUGUGGAUUACACACAAACACACAGAGAGAGACUCUCUCUUUCCCAUACUCUUUUGCUGUCACUUUUGUCACGCUAUUAAUCUCCAUCCCUCAGUUUCCUUUCUGGCAGUCUCUCCGUCCACUCACAGUGGCUCCUUACUGCUGUCUGCUCUGAUAAAAGUUCACUCUGUAACGGAGCGACACUAAUCUACCUUCAAAGAGCUUAUCUUACUGUUCAUUUUCUUUUAAUCCAUCUGUCCUUAAGAGUCAGACAUUCCUUUACAAGCCUUCGCUCCCCCCUCUGUCCUACUGUACAACAAACUGAGCCAAAGACGAAGAGGAGGAUGAAGCUCCCGGUCCUGCUGUUUGUACUACUGAGUGAAAGAUCAGGGACAGAGUGACCAUUCAUACAUGAUCACUAACAUAUCCAAUAAUCAUUAGCUGGAAAAAAAUAUUUUUUGUACUUUUUUUUAAAAAUCUUAUUAAAAAAAAAAAAGGAAAAAAAAGAAUACAUUGAAGCCAAAGCCAGAUCACAGCAUUUAAAAAUGAAUUUGCUGUAUUGACUUUAUGCAGAACUGGCAGAACUGUAGAAUUACCUGGAAUGUCCUGGAUUUUUUGUAUCUUGAAUUUCUUUUGAAUUUAUGUUCGGAAUCAUGUGCGAUUCAUUCUCACACCGGUCUAUGCUGACUGAGUGACACAAGGAAAACACAGGAAACAAAAGAACUACUUCCUGUUCAACUUUUGUGGGGCGUGUAUGGUCAAUCGCCACUCAGUAUGGACUCUUCUGAUUGGUCUGCAUGUUUCUUAACUCUCUGUGAAGUGUGAAAGCAGUUGGAUGAUUCAUUGGGCACUUAUUUAGGUUCAGACAACAUGAUCACUUCUCUUCUUCCUCCCCCUGCUCACAUAAGUAUUUGUGGGUAUGUGAAUUAUAUAUAAUGAAAGUGUUCAUUUUGAACUUGAGGAAAUAUGCAACAAAAAAAAAAAAAAAAGAGAGAGAGAGAGAGAGAAAGGAUCUUUUUUUUUUUUGCAGUUAGUCUGAAAUAAUGCAUUAAUUAUAGUGAAUAUGCGGAGUAUUGUUUCAUUUUUUUGUUUAACCAUUUGUAUCUUUUUUUUUUUUUUUUUUUUUUUUGAGGGGAGGGGGGGGGGAUAUUUUAUUUACUAAACUUUUAAUUUGAACAGUGAAUUAUUAGUAUUAAUUCAGGAUAACAUAUUUAAGGAGAUCAACAAAAAUAGCCCAAAAUAAGUAAAACAGAAAAUGUUUCUAUUUAAAUAUUUUUCAAAUGCAUAUUUUUUGGUUUAUUUGUUACUUUGUAUUUUAAAUAAUUGUUUAGAAUUAAUAUUUUUAAACUUCCAGUUCAGUUCUAGUGAAGCAAAUUUGCCCCCUUAAGUUCCAGAACUUAAUACAUAUACCAGGUGAAAAAAAGUACAUUUCUAUAAUGUACUUAUUUUCGUGCACUAAUUUUGUACUUAAUAUACUAAAAAUUCUUCUUUAGUACUUCUUAAGAUAAUCUUAAGAACAUCUAAGUGUACUCAACUAUACUAUUUUGAGACAACAUGAAAUAUGAACUAAAAUGUGCUUUUAAUAUACUAUC